AUGGCAGCCGCCAAGGAGGUGCAAGAGGCUGCUGCUACGGGUGCUGGGGAAGGGGCCACGGUGACGCUGGUGGCCGGCGACACGCGGCUGGUGGCGCACAGGGCCGUCCUGGCAGGCAGGAGCCCCGUGUUCGCCGCCAUGCUCUGCCAGGACACGCCGGAGGCCGGCAGCAGUGUGGUCGCAGUCCCCGGCGUGGAGGGCCCGGUGCUGCACCAGCUGCUGGCCUACAUGUACUCCCUCCAUGCUCCCGAGAUGCCCCGCAUGGCCCCACAGCUGCUGGCAGCUGCAGACAGGUACGGCGUGUGGGGGCUGAAGGUCCAGUGUGAGGAGCAGCUGGCCAGUCAGCUGUCAGCAGAGAACGCGGCGCGCACGGCAGUGCUGGCAGUGAGGUACUCCUGUCUCAGCCUCGCAGAGGUCGCUGUCGCCUUCAUAAAAGCCAACUCGCUGGUGUUUGCCACAGCGGAUUGGGCCGAUGCGGUCCUCAACCACCCUGAUGAGGUGGUCAAAGUGAGUCAGUUGCUCGGUGGGCCACUAACAGAAACCAGGAGCCUUCCUGGAAAGGAGAGUAGCCGAGGACUGAUCCAGGCAGCUAAGGAGGGGGCGGUGGAGGAGCUCAGGGUGCUUCUCGCGACAGGGGCGAAAGUGGGGGCGAGGGACGAGGACAUGUGGACUGCUCUGCACUGGGCAGCUGAGAGGGGACACCUGGAGGCAGUAACAUGUCUGGUGGAAGGUGGAGCAGAGGUGGAUGUGAGGGACAGCAGGCACAACACGCCGCUGCACUGGGCUGCAUACCGGGGUCACGUGGCUGUGACACGGCGAUUGCUGGACUCCUCUGCUGACCCCGAUGCCAGGGAUAAGUAUGGGUGGACGCCGCUGCACUGUGCAGCAAGAUGCGGCCACACAAACGUGGCGGCCGUGCUGAUCGAUGCAGGGGCUGACACUGAGGCCAGGGACGCACACGGGCACGAACCCUGCGCCAUCGCCAGGCAGAACGGCAAGCAGCAGCUCGUGGAGAUGCUAUCGUGAAGGAUUCAGUGCAACAAACAUCUCUGCAAUGAUGCUGAAAUGACUCUCUACAUCUGUUUGUGAUAUUGUUCUAAAUACAGAAUGCGAAUGUGAAUUCUACAGUCCAUCAUUUGUACUCACCUUUAAGUAGGACUCACGUACAGUGGUGCCAUUAUCAUAAACUUUGUAUUCUGUGGUGUGCGAGGCAAUUGGGGUUAAGCAGCCAUUCAUGCAAGGUGCCUGCCACAUUCAGACUUGACAGACAAAUGAUUAAACAAGAAAUUCUAUAUUUUGAUAGAAUGCAACACAAUCAUACAACUGUUAGAAUGAUUAUUGUUCAUGGUCCUAUGUGAUAAUGCAGCUGUAGUUCCAUUGUCAACAGAAUAAAAAUAAGGUAAAUUCUUUUAA
This is a messenger RNA of Schistocerca americana (American grasshopper), 1413 nucleotides long. Its product is annotated as ankyrin repeat domain-containing protein 65-like. The record is from RefSeq and is a predicted model, not a curated record. Gene Ontology annotation, molecular function: protein binding. Lineage: Eukaryota; Metazoa; Arthropoda; Insecta; Orthoptera; Acrididae. The coding region runs from base 1 to 1026 and encodes 341 amino acids. The transcript has 2 exons.